Molecule: messenger RNA, 2143 nt
Organism: Rana temporaria (common frog)
Lineage: Eukaryota; Metazoa; Chordata; Amphibia; Anura; Ranidae
Gene: ABHD3
Product: abhydrolase domain containing 3, phospholipase
Exons: 9
Coding region: 87-1340 (417 amino acids)
Biological process (GO): medium-chain fatty acid biosynthetic process; medium-chain fatty acid catabolic process; phosphatidylcholine metabolic process
Molecular function (GO): glycerophospholipid phospholipase A1 activity; acetylesterase activity; A2-type glycerophospholipase activity
Source: RefSeq, a predicted model, not a curated record
GGGAGGCUGAGGAUGCCUGCUUCCAUAUAAGAGCGGUUCCUGGGCUGAUCCUCGCCCACUACCCGGAGCCGGUGUGUGUCCUUUGCAUGAGGGUGACAGCAGGCGGAACGAUGCUGGAGAUCAUCAGUUUACAGGGCUUGACCCGGGAUCUGUCACUCUACCUGGAGAACCAAGUGCGAGUGGGUCUGUUCGGCUCCGGGGUGGGCUUGUCCUUGGUGCUGGGAUUUGGUGCAGCCUAUGCCUGCUACUACCUUAGUGUCAUUGCCAAGAAACCUCAGCUGGUGACGGGUGGAGAAGCAUUGUGUAGCUUCGUAAAGCAAUACUGCCCAGCUGUGACGGAAACUUACUACCCUACGCUGUGGUGCUGGGAGGGCAGGACCCAGACAUUGCUGAGACCAUUCAUCACUGUCAAACCACAAGUGCAUUACAGCAAUGAGCUUAUUAAAACAGCAGAUGGAGGGCAGAUUUCGCUGGACUGGUUUAGUAAUGAUAAUACACUUUACCCUGACGCCAGCACAAGACCUACAAUCCUUUUACUGCCUGGGCUCACGGGAACGAGCCGGGAAUCCUAUAUUCUACAUAUGAUUAAGCACAGUGAAGAGCUUGGAUACAGGUGUGUCGUUUUCAAUAAUCGAGGUGUUGCUGGCGAAGAUCUUUUGACACCAAGGACAUAUUGUGCUGCCAACACUGAGGAUUUGGAGACCGUCAUUCAGCAUGUGCACACAAUGUACCCUGAUGCUCCAAUGACGGCUGCUGGUGUUUCCAUGGGAGGAAUGCUACUGCUGAAUUACUUGGGUAAAGCUGGUCGCCAGACCCCACUCCAGGGAGCGGCUGUGUUCUCUGCUGGUUGGGAAGUCUUUGAAUCUGCAGUCAUACUUGAGAAACCGAUUAACUGGAUACUCUUUAAUUACUAUUUAACCACGUGCCUACAAGCGUCCAUUAUGAGGCAUCGCCGUGUACUGGAAAAGCAAUUUGACAUUGAUUAUAUCAUGAAGGCUAAGUCAAUUAGAGAGUUUGAUAAAAGAUUUACCUCAGUGAUGUUUGGUUACCCUUCAAAUGAUCACUAUUACAAGGAUGCCAGUCCAUGCCACAAGGUGAAAUCAAUCGAGAUACCAGUAUUGUGUCUGAAUGCUGUAGAUGAUGUCUUUUCUCCUGGUCAUGCAAUACCAGUGGAAUGUGCCAAACAAAAUCCAAACGUUGCCCUGGUGCUUACCGCCUAUGGAGGCCACAUUGGAUUCCUGGAAGGCAUUUGGCCAAGACAGCAAACUUACAUGGAUCGUAUUUUCAAGCAGUUUGUUCAAGCAAUCUUUGAGCAUGGCAAUGAAAUUUCAAGCAUGUAGCUUCUUGAGAUGAUGCAGUUUUUGUUGUCUUCUACUUGUUGUUAUACAAAGGCAGGCUCUGAAAAAAAGUAAUUACAGUUUUAUGCACAAGUUAACCCUCGAGAUGCUAAUGACUUAUGAAACUUUACCUCUAAAGAAGUACAAGGGUUAACAGCCAAUUGGAACAAGCAGGCAAGCCAGCGAACAGAAUUGAAUUCUCUCGUAUUCAAAACUAGCAAAUAUUUAAAUAUAUAAAUAUAUAUAUAUAGCAAUUAUAUAUAUAAAUUUUGUAGCAAGAAUUUGCAUACAGGAAUGUUAGCAUUUUGUAUUUACAUUUUUAAGUGUUACCAAGAAUGACCUUAAGUAUAUUUAAGCUCUGCAUAUACUGAAUUGCACUUAACCAGAAUCAUGAUGUACACAAAUACACAUUCCUCAGGGUUUUCAUAUAGACCAGUUUUUCUGCCUAGAGUUGCAAGCAUUACCAUAAUACAGUUUGAAGGAUUAUCAGAUCCUGAUUUGUGUUAACAUAAUGCAUGCUCAUGACGGCACUGUACAAAGCAAAUGUAACACAGCAUACGUGAAUGGAUAAUGUAACCUUCACAAAGGCAUACAUACUACAGAAUGAAUGAAAGCAUGGAUUGUAGCAGUAUUAGGCUGACUCUUUAUUAACUUAUUGCAUAUAGCCUGUAAGACAUGCAAUGUAUAACUUAUUUUGUGUUUUUUUUUUUUUUUGCAUAUUUAUUUUAUAAUUGGCUGAUUUCAAAUGCAUUCCAAAGUGUAUAUAUUUUAGUUUAUCUUCAAAUAAACAGUGUAAUUUUAAUCUG